AUGUUGGCAACUACUCCAGCCAAUGUUGGCCCUCGUUGGGGACCAGAGAGUGAAUCUGCGUCCACCCCAGCCCCAAGAGCCACGGCCAUUCUGCCUAGUGCAGGCUCUGCAUACGACUCCUCUAUCUUCACACACGCCUGGGUGAAGAAGACACUGGAGGCAGAACACAAGAAUGCCAGCUUGGUAUUGCUCAAGGAUUUUGCCUUGAGCCUUGCAGGGAAGGAGUAUAUGGAUCACCUGCCUCAUGGGUACCACCACACUUUCCUAAUCAGGAAUCCAAACAAGGUCAUACCCUCCUGGAGAAAAUGCCAUGAGGAGUGGAGACCAAGCAAACCACUUCUUGAUGAGGAGGCAAAGGAGGAGUGGCACAAAGCUAACAUGGGGGAGCAUGGGGGUUUCAAGGAUCUCCUGGAACUCUUCCAGUAUGUCAGAGAAAACUUGGAUCCAGCACCGUUUGUCAUGGACGCCGAUGAUUUAGUCUCCCAGCCCGAGACUGUGAUGGCUGCCUACUGCAAGGUCACUGGAAUUCCCUUCAGCAGGAAGCUGAUAGAAUGGGAGAAUGACGGCUCACCGAUGUAUGAAAAAUGGAUCACUUGUCGGGACCACUUAGGGUACUUGAACUGUAAUUACCACACCAACGCCAGGAGCAGUAGUGGCUUCAGGAAGAACGAAGACCUGCCCAAGCCAGCUUCGACAUCCGUAACCAAUCCUAAGGCCAUUGAACAAAUCGCUAAGUGUGUGCCUUACUACGAAAAACUCUAUCGUGAACGCUUUGUCCCGUAAAUGUGGCAGGGCCAAGAUUUAGUUGUGAAGUUUUGUCUGAUAACGAUGUAGUUAAUGUCCAAUAAGG
Molecule: messenger RNA, 850 nt
Organism: Patiria miniata (bat star)
Lineage: Eukaryota; Metazoa; Echinodermata; Asteroidea; Valvatida; Asterinidae
Product: branched-chain-amino-acid aminotransferase-like protein 2
Exons: 3
Coding region: 1-783 (260 amino acids)
Source: RefSeq, a predicted model, not a curated record